This is a messenger RNA of Grosmannia clavigera kw1407, 1008 nucleotides long. RefSeq lists its product as uncharacterized. NCBI's taxonomy places the organism in Eukaryota, Fungi, Ascomycota, Sordariomycetes, Ophiostomatales, Ophiostomataceae. Gene Ontology annotation, biological process: proton transmembrane transport; potassium ion transport. The transcript has 2 exons. The record is from RefSeq and is a predicted model, not a curated record. Gene Ontology annotation, cellular component: mitochondrial inner membrane. Bases 1 to 1008 code for a protein of 335 amino acids.
AUGCGGCUCUUUCUGCUGCCAAUAUCUACGCGCCGCACGCUGCUUUUCUGUGAGCGGGUACUGCCACCAUCGUAUCCGCCGCAGGCGACAGCCGGUGACCAAGCGCAAGCGCAAGACGAUGCAAGCAAGACAGACCAGGCAGCAUUGACGCAGACGCAGACGCAGCUGCAGGUACAGCCACGGGGGAAUGAAUCUCUGGUGGACAAGGCACAGGAUCGCGCCGCCCGGUUCUGGGCAGGCUGGGAGAAGAAGCCGGCGGGUAGCUGGCAGCGUCGUCUCGUCGCCUACGGCAAUGCUGGCUUUCGCCGCAUCACGUUUGAGGAGUGGGGGCUCAAAUCGGUGCCGCCGCUGACGCGACAGCACAGGCUGGCCGUUGAGAGUGGCGACCCUUCCCUCCCGGCACCGCCGGUCGUCGAAAUUGUCUUCCCCCCGUCCAUGCUUCCACCCGGCAGCGUCCCCGGCCUGCUGCACCGGCUUAGCACCGAGCGCGAGUCUCUCCACCGUCAGCGGCUGCUCUGGUGUCUCGUCGGCAUGCCCAUCACGCUGCCGAUAGCCGUCCUCCCAGUCGUGCCCAACAUCCCGUUCUUCUACCUCGUCUACCGGGCCUGGUCGCACUGGCGCGCCAUCUCGGGUGGCAAACACAUCCAGUUCCUGCUGCAGCACAACAAAUUCACCCUCUCGCCGUCGCCAGUUCUUGACGCUGUUUAUGCAAAGGAGAAGGCGAAGUUAGCUGCCGCUUCAGCUACUACGGCUACUGCCGUUGCGCCAGCACACACAAAGGAGGGGGCCAAAGAGGCGGAGGCGCUUCUGCUGUCGAAUCCCGAAGGCGCCAUGGCGGUGUCUGAGGCGGUCGAAUCGCCGCAGCUGGAGCUCGAGCUUGAAAGGGCCACCUGGCAGAUCGAAAUGGCCAUAGGCAAGGCCGAAAAACAGGCAACAGACGAUCGUCAGUCAGCCGAGUCAGGAGCCGUUGGUGGCCAAUCAGAAAAGGUGAAGAGCAAGUCGUCAUGA